This is a messenger RNA of Pocillopora meandrina, 2886 nucleotides long. The record is from the annotation of a GenBank genome assembly. NCBI's taxonomy places the organism in Eukaryota, Metazoa, Cnidaria, Anthozoa, Scleractinia, Pocilloporidae.
GUCGCGAUUAUCUACAGAUAACCAGGACUCAAUGUUCAAAGCCAUUGAAGCUUUGUCCAAACGCUUCGACUCCCUGGGCACAAAUAUGGAAAGAAAACUGGAUUUAGUAAACGUGAAUGUUAUGAACAUGUCUGAAAGGACGACUGCUUUGGAAAUGAAAGGUAUGCAUAUUUAUAUUGAUUUUCAACUUGGGUUGUAUUGCUUUGCUUUACUGCGGUUUGUGAUUGGUCUAUGAAGGAAUCUUGGGCCUCUCUCUCAAACAAGAAGAUGCAAAACGAAAGACAAGUCUGACUCAAUGAUGAACAUUUCUCCUACUUGUGGCUGUUCACGUUGAGUUACCAAUCCUCCCUUGUGACAUCAUUUUCCUACACAGUUAAACCUGUAUUUUUUUCGUCGCGAUUAUCUACAGAUAACCAGGACUCAAUGUUCAAAGCCAUUGAAGCUUUGUCCAAACGCUUCGACUCCCUGGGCACAAAUAUGGAAAGAAAACUGGAUUUAGUAAACGUGAAUGUUAUGAACAUGUCUGAAAGGACGACUGCUUUGGAAAUGAAAGGUAUGCAUAUUUAUAUUGAUUUUCAACUUGGGUUGUAUUGCUUUGCUUUACUGCGGUUUGUGAUUGGUCUAUGAAGGAAUCUUGGGCCUCUCUCUCAAACAAGAAGAUGCAAAACGAAAAACAAGUCUGACUCAAUGAUGAACAUUUCUCCUACUUGUGGCUGUUCACGUUGAGUUACCAAUCCUCCCUUGUGACAUCAUUUUCCUACGCAGUUAAACCUGUAUUAGGUGGUCACCUACGAAGAAUGGCUGAAGGGGGGGGGGGCCACGUAAGACAGGUUCCACAGAAAAGAGGUCAUAUAAAAACGAUGUAAAACGCCAAUUUGAAGCGCGAAAAUUUUACCAAUAUGCAAGUGGAAAGUACGCAUCUAAAGUAUGUUCAAGGAUGUGAUGUAACGCAAUCCGAUCGCAUCUAACCUUUGCUUGCGAAUGACUUGGUGAUCUUUGGCUUCAUUUCUUCGAAUGUAUUCCACACAAACCUUCUAUCAACACCGACAUUGUUUCCUGAAAGUAGACUUUCAAAAGUGUAAAAGAUUUAUUUGACAGUUCGAUUUUAUUUCAUUUAAAUAUACUUGCGUGUCAAAUUCUCAGUUCAUGGAAAAUCCCAGAUAUCUUUUCCUUACACAGAUAACCUUCAAUACCACUUUGUAAAUUAUGUGAAAAUUACAAUCACGCAGGGCAGUGUAACUUGGAAAUGAUACUUGGAAACAGCGGUAAUCUCAUUGUGAAAUUCAUUUUAACUAAACGUUUGAACGUGUCCUUUAGUAGCAUGUCGUAAUGAUGUGGGAUAUUGAUCAAAUGAAGCCUUUAAGUGCUACUGUGGUUCUUUCUUUCUUUAUUUACUCCGAGCUUUCGCCGUUCUACGGCAUCAUCAGGGAUGAUGCCGUAGAACGGCGAAAGCUCGGAGUAAAUAAAUAAAGAAAGAACCACAGUAGCACUUAAAGGCUUCAUUUGAUCAAUAUCCCACGAAAUUCAUUUUGAUUCCGUAAGAAUCGAAAUUUGUUUGAAAAACUUUCUUUUUUGACAUUUCGAAUUCACACCAUGAAUCAAUAUGUUUUUUGUCCUACACAUUUGUUAUUGAAAGAUCUUUGUUUAUGUCUCAAUUUCUUCAGGAAGACUGGCUCUCAUUAACAAGACAAUCGAGGCGUGGUACACAAGUCCUUACUCGUUUAACAAAAGUGUCGUAAGGAAACUGGAUGUCGUGAUUAAGUCAAUCGAAGAGCUCUCUUUGCAAUUUAACAACACAUCUAAAACGAUAAAGGCAUCGGCUAUGCCAGGUAUGCGUCUUUUAAAUAAUUUUCACUUGUGUGUUGUAAGCAAUGUAGGAUUGCCUGAUUUCGCUUUACCGCUCUAUGCAAACUCGCAUCACCCUAGCUAGCCUAUCAACUAUUAUGAUGUAAAAAUAAGCAUGGUACAAUCAGAGAUGAGAAACUUAGCAACAUUUCUCAAGAGAUUUAUGUUUUCUUUAUUAAUCUAUAUCGACAUAUUUAUAUUCAUGCGUCUAUGUAUUUACAUGUAUCUAUUUAUCAGUCAGGAAAUUUUGUCCUUUGUUGAAAAACCCGAAGAAUGGUUUUUCACACAGUCACAAAAACUGCACGGGGGAGUUUAUUUCAUUCAGUUGUAACCGUAGUUACUGGUUAAAUGGACCCUCAGAGCGUCUCUGCCUGAACAACGGUUCAUGGACGGGAGUGCAGCCAACUUGUGAAUUUGGUAAGAGUUUCACUCGAUGAUUAUUUAGAGUGUCUUUCGGGUAAGGUUAGUCCUGAAAAAUUUUUAUUAGCCUUAAUAAAAACCGGAGACGAAGUAUGUCAUUAAAAGUAGUUAGAUCAUCUAAGGAUGAAGAUGUAGAUGUAGAUGAAUGUAGGUGUAGAUGUAGAUGUAGAUGUAGAUGAAGCACUGGGCAAAGUCCCAGUCAAUAGCGUUGUUUGUAGGUUGAUGACGUUCAGCUAUUUGAUUUUUAACAUCAUCGCUUGUUUAUGUUCAGUCAGUUUUCCGUUGAAGUACCUGCAAACCUCUCUGAUGUUACAGGAAGCCCAGAAACUGGAAUCCCUAAUCUCGCUUGUGUGUAUCUACCUUUAGUCGGUGAAUGUCAAAAGGCAAUCAUCAGUUUGUUGGUUUUUCGGACGUUGUGGGGUUGUGAUUCGCAAGAUGCUUCCGGACAUAUCUGUUAUGUAUUGCAGGAUCACUGAAAAACUACGAGUCCCGUUGUAGAUCGAAUAUGCAAUUUUAUUACUUUUGUGGAUGUUUCGUUCCUUGAUGAAGCGUCGUUGAAGUUGCCCUGGAAAUAAUUGCAAAGUGCAUGUAAUAUUAACCGGAUAAAUUGUCUAGUGUUUU